UAAUUAAAAAUCGCCUUCUCACGGUACCAAACUCCUUCACCAUCUAUUUAAGAGAAUGAACUGCUUCAUUCUUAGUGGUCUGGGUUAGAGAGAGAGAGAGAGAGAGAAAGAAAGAAAGAGAGAUAUCUAGAGAGAGAGUUAUGACAAUGGCUGAUCAGGGCGACGUGAAGGUCUUGGGCGCAUGGCCAAGCCCGUUUGUGAUGCGGGCGAGGAUCGCCCUAAACAUCAAGACAGUCACCUAUGAGUUCCUCCAAGAAACGAUGGCACCCAAAAGCCAACUCCUCCUCAAAUCCAACCCUGUGCACAAGAAGAUCCCAGUUCUCAUCCACGCCGACAAACCCAUCUGCGAAUCCCUCAUCAUCGUCCAAUACAUCGACGAGGUCUGGACCUCCGGUCCUUCAAUCCUCCCUUCUGAUCCUUACGAUCGCGCCACCGCCCGCUUCUGGGCUGCCUACAUCGACGACAAGUGGUUUCCGGCUUUGAGUGGGAUAGCAAGAGCACAGAGUGAGGAGGCGAAAGCGGCGGCGGUUGGGCAAGUGAAGGAUGGAAUGGUGUUACUAGAGGAAGCUUUCCAUAAGUGUAACAAAGGGAAAGGGUUCUUUGGAGGGCAUAUGAUAGGGUACCUUGACAUCGCAUUUGGUUGUUUCUUGGGUUGGAUCAAGGUGUCCGAGAAGCUUAACGGAUUGAAACUCCUGGAUGAAGCUAAGACGCCUGGUCUGGUGGGUUGGGCUGAACGGUUCUGUUUGGAUCCGGCCGUGAAGGAGGUGAUGCCGGAAACGGAAAAGCUGGCGGAAUUCGCUAAGAUGCUGCAUGCUAGGUCCAAGGCUGCUCCUCCCAGUUAAAAGAGAGCCACAUCUUUGAGGAGUGAGUGUCAAUCUCUGGUAGUUAAGGAUUCCGUUUGGUUGCAAGUGUCCAUGUACGCCGAUCCAGACUCUAUUUAGUUUAAAAAGAUCACUGUUUUAAUUUUUGUUUCUUUUUCUUCAUAAUUUUAGAAAUAAAUAAAUAAAAUUGGAAGUUGGGCUAAAAUGGCAACGACUUAUUCUUCCAAA
Macadamia integrifolia is the source of this 1049-nucleotide messenger RNA. Its product is annotated as glutathione S-transferase U17-like. Gene Ontology annotation, biological process: glutathione metabolic process. Gene Ontology annotation, cellular component: cytoplasm. Bases 141 to 842 code for a protein of 233 amino acids. The record is from RefSeq and is a predicted model, not a curated record. The transcript has 2 exons. NCBI's taxonomy places the organism in Eukaryota, Viridiplantae, Streptophyta, Magnoliopsida, Proteales, Proteaceae. Gene Ontology annotation, molecular function: glutathione transferase activity.